Messenger RNA from Physcomitrium patens, 1765 nucleotides. RefSeq names its product pyridoxal reductase, chloroplastic. Lineage: Eukaryota; Viridiplantae; Streptophyta; Bryopsida; Funariales; Funariaceae. The record is from RefSeq and is a predicted model, not a curated record.
GAUGGAGUGGGGACGAAGCGGAGACGGAGAUGGUGCGGGAGUGAGCUCGAGCUGGAGGAAAGGAAAUCAGCGGCGACGCUAUUGCGAAGGGGUGGUGGUGCUCGUCUCGUCUUCCUCCUCCUCCUCCUCCUUUGAGACUGUGCUUGCUUGCUUGCCUUCUCUGCCUCUGGAGGUCGUGAUCCUCUACCAUUGCACUUUCGGAAUUGUCUUCGUUAGCCAUGUCGGUCCGGCUCGCGGCUUCGUCACGUCCCGGUGCUAUUGCAUCCCGCCAUGACUACACUCACCAGCAUCAGAAUCCAGUGAAGGCCGUUGCUGAGAGCUCUCGAGUGAGCCCGCUGCACAACCGCCUUUCUUCUGUCGCAAUUCGCUCUGGAUCUUUUUUUGUACCUGUCGCUGUGGAGAAUGGACCCCGGCCUUGCAAGUGCUUGACAGGUAGUCGGUGUGGCUUGGAAUCGGAUUUGAAUGGAGAUUGUGUGGCACAGAGUCGGCGAAGGUUGUGGCGAGCACAAGCGUCGCAAUCCGGGACCGCCUUGAGGCCUGAAGUGGAGACGGUUGGAUUCAAUGACGGGAGUGCCACUCGGUUUGCGCCGCUGAUCAACGGGUGCUGGACUCUGGCUGGUGGCCAUGGCCGUGUCGUGGAGAGCGAGAUUAUCCAUGUGAUGGAAAUGUAUGCUCGGAGUGGACUGACGAGCUUCGAUACUGCGGAUAUCUAUGGGCCGAGUGAGAGCAUUCUUGGCGCCUUUCGGGAACAGUGGAUGAAUAAUAAACAGGAGAACGAUGGACUUCGAGACGUUCAGAUAUUCACGAAAUUCUGCCCCAACAUCUUUCGUAUGAAAAUGACUCCUCAAGUGGUCGAACAAUCAAUCAGGCGGUCCAUCGCAGCGUUGCGAGUACCAAAACUUGACCUCGUGCAAAUGCAUUGGUGGGACUACGACAUGCCUGGAAUGGUUGACGUUGCAAAGUCGCUUGCAGAAUUGAGGGAGAAAGGUCUAAUCACAAGCAUUGGCGUCACGAAUAUGAGCACAGAAGCGCUUUCUCAAAUCAUCGAUGCAGGGGUUCCAGUUGUUUGCAAUCAGGUACAAUUUUCUUUGCUGGAUCAACGACCACGAAUGGCGAUGCUUAAGUACUGUAAAGAGAGGGACAUUAAACUCUUCACUUACGGGACGCUUGCUGGGGGUUUACUAUCAAACCGAUAUCUAGAAGAAGGUAAGAAAGGCCUCUUUGGAAAAGUGAACUACACUACACCAGAUCUCAAUACGUCCAGCUUAAAAAUGUACUGGCGUGUUGUGCGAGAGGCUGGCGGAGAGGGCCAUUGGAGGAAGCUGCUGAGUACUUUGGGCGAAAUUGCUGCUUCAAAGGAGGUUAGCAUCGCUUCUGUUGCAUUAAGGUGGGCUAUGCAGCAAGGACCUGUGCACCCCAUUGUUGGGCUUAGAAAUUCGACUCAUUUAGAUGAUAAUUUAACAGCUUUGAGCUUUUCUUUAGAGCCUGCCGAAAUGGAUAAAAUUGAAGAAGUUCUGAGAACAAGCCAGGGACCUCGUGGGGACUGUUACGAAAUGGAGCGGAGUUGAUAGGUUUGAUUAAGACUUUAGACGAAGUAAAUGAACAGUACACCGAAAUCGUGUACUAAUUUCUCAAGUCUCACACGUACAUACUUAGAAAUUAUUCAAAGAGCAGCCAAUUGUAAAUCUUUGCCUUCGAAUCUCACUUCGAGCUAUGUAAGCCAUUGCCUCUAGAGAAAUACAUCAAUGGCAUCCUUCACUUCUUC